AGAGGCACUCCCUCGGAUACGUCCGGAUCCCACUACUCUCCUCUCCCUUCCCCCCUUUUUCUAGUCUUCCUUCUGGAUAUAUCCUCUCUUCUUCCUUCGAGAGUGAUUUAGUCGGCCGACAGACGACGGCCCUUUUUUUUCCGUAGUCUCCUCUUACUCAUUGACAAUUCAUUAUUUUUGUUUUGUUUGUUUUACUUGUACCCAUUUCGGUGCGGAUAUAUCAUUAAAGGAUAUGAUAUAUCCAUCGAUAAGAAGAGAACAUGAUCGUAUUCAUUAUUUUUAUUUAACGUUUAUCAUUGAGAAUUAGAAAUAGAGAGAGAGAGAGAGAGAGAGAGAAGGAGAGAAUUUAGAAAGAGGGAGAGGGAGAGAGAUGGAAACACGCGCGAAACUAAUAUUGUAACGUGAAAAAUCUAAUUUUCUAUACGUGAGAGGGAUUUGUUUUGUUUUGUUUUGUUUUGUUUGGUUUUUGUUUGUUUGUUUUAUUGGGGAUGAUUAUUCGGUGCAACACUACAAGCCAAGCCGGUUGAUCUUCUCUACUGCACUCAGGAUUAUGCACCUUUAUAUUUCAUCAAUUUCUUCUUCAACAUUUGUAUCCAAACACGUGUGAGAAGAUUUUUUGUUGACAGAAUAUGACAGUCAGAAUUAAUAUUAGGAAAACGCGUGAGACGAACACUUGUUGGUGAAUGCCUCAAGAAAGCAUUCGUUGGCAAGGAACUCAGAGGAGAGCAUGUGGCCCAGGGGCGCAAUGGAACGUUCAGGUGGUCAGAGGGAAGGUGACAACGCGAUGUUUGUGGCAUGCUUGCAAAGCUCUUGGUAUCGGACUUCUCUUAAUGCUUUUGGGAGCUUGCAUGGCGACUAUAGGUUAUUACGCGGAUCAAUUGUCGGUGGCGCAAGAGAUAAGAGGUAAUUUGACGAUUAAAGUGAAAAAUGAAUCACGAGAGUUUCAUUUGAACAACCUCAGUUACGCCGGGCCGAUAGUCAUGGGUGUAGGAGGAUUUAUCGUUGUGGCAGUAUGCGUGAUGACCUUCGAGGCACGCGAUAGCGCAGCCAAAGUGGUACCGGCACGUUUUAGAUUCAAUCAAAGUACGUUGAAAGGUGUUAAAACUCAACGAAAUCGUAGAUCAACGUCUUGCCAAACUACUAACAAUAAAUGGGAUCAUCAAUAUGGCCUCUUCAGGAUAAAUCGUAGCUUGAGCCCGAGCGCUCAGGAAAUAUCUCGAAGACAAUUGAAGGCCGAAUUGGUUAGAUUUUCACGUGAAUUACAAGAGAAAAGUGUAUCCCAUACGAUCAAAAAAAGUCCCAGUGCUCCGAUUUUGAUAGAUAAGAAAUCACCACGUAGGGAGGCUCCUCAGUAUUCCGGUUGUGCGCUUUUAAAUCCACAAUUAUUGCAGAGACAUGCAUUGUCCGUUGAUAAUCCAGCUUACAGUCCACCUCAAGUCAGUCGGGAAAGUUUGGAAUAUCCAAAAUUAACUGGUAGUCAAGCUUCCAUGGCAAUGGAUCUUCAUAUACCUAAUAAAGGACCGGUUACGUUAAGGGUCAGAGAUCGAUCUGAUACAGCGAGACGCCAUCAGUUGCUUCGGCAAACAAAAAUCGAAGAUGUUGAGGAAAUCAUGGAAUCAAAAAGGCCAACUUCUGGGUAUAUAUAUUCACCUAGAUUAUCAGGUGUAUACAACAAGUAUCCUGCCGAGUACGUAAUUGGAAAAAGGAAUUCAGUGGACGUAAGAUAUCUGGACGAUCUCAAUAUCCUUUCGAGAGAUACAUCUAAAGUAUCACCGCGAGAUUUUCGAAAAUCAUCGUCACCGAAUUUUCGUAAAAUGUCGUUGGACAGAAUAGGUGGUGAACAUAGGUUGGACAAAUCGAUGGGCCAUCGUAAGGCCAGUUUGGAAUUUAGAAAAAGUCCGGAUUUCCGUCGAGGUGAUUACAGAAAACUAUCGGUGGACAGAUUCAGCGUGGAUUAUACUAGAUGCGUAAUGGACGAGGUUGAAUUUAGAUCAAAAGCAAACAGCGGGGAAAGUCUCAAGAGACAACAACGUUAUCCUAAACUUCAUCAUUCACGAUCUGACGACAACAGAAGACGUUCCUUUGAUAAAAGUCAAAGGGAGUCUCAAUCGAGCAGAUAUUCGUUGAACACUCAAGGUCCUACUGACAGUGCUGAUUACGAUUUAAGAUAUUUCAUAUCAACUUCAUUGAGCACCGAGGAAAGUCGUACGGAAAAUCCCGAUGACAGUCACGGUUUUGACAUUGACGAAUCUUUGACCAUUCCUUCACCGUUAGAAGGACAAGCUGAAACUGAUACGCUAUUGGAAGAACCCGAAUUAGAAAAUUUAACGGAAAACGAUACGGAAAAUAACGUUGAUUGUUUUCAUCGUUGCGAAAAUAUCAAAAAUGUUGAUGACGAUUCGAGAAAGGUUGAUGAUAUGAUGUUGCAAGAUUGGGAAAAUGUUUUGAAGGAAUCGGAAAGAAAGAGGGAAACUAUUUUGUGCAUAGAGGACGACGAAGUUUGAAAUCUGUUACUUUAUUAUUAUUAUUAUUAUAUAUUACUUCUUUAAACGGGUUUCUUUUUUUCUUUUUUUUUAAUUAAAGAAAUAAGAAGACUUCAGAAUGAAUUUUCGCGAAUCGAUUAUGUCUUCUAGUCGAGUUUAACUAGUCCCACUUUUUUGAUCAUUGAAAUUUCACAUGGUACAAACGAUGAAUAUAUUUUAAGCUGUAUAUAGUUAUAACAUAUAUAUAUAUAUAUAUAUUUGUGUAAUUUCAAUAAGUGCGUUUUAAAGGAACAAUACGUUGAAUAUAAGUAUAAAAGAGAGAGAGAGAGAGAGAAAGCAGAAGAAAAUUGAAAUUAUCAUUUACAAUUAGAUGGUUGAUUCAUUAAGCGAGCCCAAUUUAGGCUGAUUGUGAGAUUGAAUCAUUUUGUGGACCAUUGUGAUUUUAAAUAGAGAAUACAAUUCUGUGAUCUGUAACGCGUAGCAAUGGUGUCAAACGAUGAUUAAUAAUGGUGAAUCGUGACAAAAGAACGAGCUUUUUAAAUUAAACUAAACAAACAUUUUACAAAGUUUUAAUACAACCCUACAGCGCGUUGAUACGGCCUUCGAAUUAAUUAUUAUAUCUCAUCGAUGUUUCAAAAUGUUCAAUAUUUAUUGUGUAGAUAAAUUGUUGUUGUAUAGGAAAGAAACAAAAAGAAAAAAACAAAAAAAAUAAGAGAAAGAAAGAAGGAGUAAACAGUAAUGGCGGAUUAACCCUUUGUUCUAUCAAUGAAUUUCCGAUUGUUUGGGUCAUAAUAAUCAAAAAACUACUAUCAUCAAUAUUAGAUUGUCUUUUUUUAUUGACAUGAUUAAUUCAUUUAAGGAAUUAUAAAAAGAAAAAAAGAAAAAAGUUACACGUAAUUGAAAUAAGAAAAUAUCGAGAACAAUUGAAUCACGAGUCUGACUCGUGUUGAUUACUUUUGGUCCGAAGUACCACGAAUCAGGUUCGAGUUUCACUUAUUGUAGGACAAGGGGUUAAGUGGUACCAGGAUUAAGGCCUUGGAAUAUCGAAAAGGGUCCCCAAAAGGACCCCGAAAUAUUAAAAUUAAUUUACGUUUCUUUUUUUACUAAUAAUAUUAAUUAACUUAUUAAGGUAUGAAAUUUUUCAUUAGAAUAACUCAAUGAUUAUUUUUUUGUUUUAACUUUAUUUUGUCGAUUCCGAAAUUCUGAUUCCAAUUGUUUCGUGUCCCCCCCCCCUUCCCCCAAUUAUUUCGAAAAUAAACAAACGGGCCGUGCAAAGUUUUACAUCUUGGUUCAAACUCAUUAGAGUUUGUUUUACUUUUUAUAUUAUAAUCCCGAUCGAAUAUAUAAAUUAUUAAUUAUAUAUUAACAAUUGUUUCAAUGUCACGAAUGAUCGAAGAAAAACCUAACCUAUAAAACGGACAAUAAAAUACGCCCGAGUGUAAUCAUCACGUGACAUUUAAAAAAUUUUCUUUGGAGUCUAAAUAGGUCGGCCAUUUUUAUUUACUCCCAUCAUCGAACAUUAUUUGACUAUGUUCAAUAUUUUCAGUUAUGUAUUAUUAUAAGAAAAAUAAUAAUAAUAAUAAGAAAAGAAAAAAGAUCGUACGUAAACGAUUGUUUUUGUUGUUUGUUUUUUAUUUUUCAAGUAAAACGUAUUUUAUUAUUGAAAGUGUGUGAAACAAUGAUAAAGCGUCAAUACAAUCAACUAAAAUACUUGUAAUGCUAGCGUGUAAAUGAUAAGCCAUUGUGUUAAUUCGAAUUUCGAAGAAAAUAAGACUAAUUGGGUGACAUCAAAUGUCUCCUCAUAGGUAUCUUAUAUAUAUAUAUAUCUAAAAUUUAAUGAUUGUGUUAAAAAUAAAGGUUAAA
This is a messenger RNA of Polistes canadensis, 4346 nucleotides long. RefSeq lists its product as uncharacterized. The transcript has 9 exons. NCBI's taxonomy places the organism in Eukaryota, Metazoa, Arthropoda, Insecta, Hymenoptera, Vespidae. The record is from RefSeq and is a predicted model, not a curated record. The coding region runs from base 684 to 2504 and encodes 606 amino acids.